CGCCGAUAUACCACGACUCCGCGCCCAUUAACUUUGAAACCACUGACAUUCUGUUUGAAAAACAUUUCACUGACUCUUUGUUGUCACGUUUAUUAAAACAGUGACUCUCUCAGAGGACGCCUGUGAUGAAGCGAAGAAAAGUUCCGUCCGGCUCCAGUAGUUGGUGUGUCUUUAACACAGAAUCAAGCGCUCCCUUGGUAAGGCGGGAAACACUGCUCUGCUGGUUGGUUCAGUGUUUUCCAACCGAGGAGGAUCUGCCGCGCUAAUCUACACUGGAAACAAGUGCAAACAUUACCUGAUGAGCCUUAUCACGGCUUUUAGGGUCUUCAGUCUGACUCUGACCAAAGAAACAAGUCUCUUCCCAGGCUGUGGAGAGUCCGGAGCGCCUAAACCAGCCCAGAGGAGCGGUUAAUUUUAUGUCGGUCCACGCUCUGAUCGUUAACGUUUGCCUCCGUAGCCACCGAGCGGCUGUUAGCUCCGACACAAAGAGGAGCGUGUUGCUAACUGGAUAAAGCAAAAGUUAUCCAAGAAGAAACUAUGGAUACGUUUCAGAAGGUAGAGAAGAUUGGAGAAGGGACGUAUGGUGUGGUUUACAAAGCCAAGAACAAAGUCACCGGAGAAACUGUGGCUCUUAAGAAAAUAAGGCUGGACACGGAAACAGAAGGUGUACCAAGCACUGCCAUCCGAGAGAUUUCUCUUCUCAAAGAACUCAGUCACCCGAAUAUUGUCAAAUUGCGAGACGUCAUCCACACGGAGAACAAGCUCUACCUUGUGUUUGAGUUCCUUCAUCAGGACUUAAAGAAAUUCAUGGACUCUUCCUCAGUCACUGGAAUCCCACUGCCUCUAGUCAAGAGUUAUCUUUUCCAGCUGCUGCAGGGUCUGGCCUUCUGUCACUCUCACAGAGUCCUUCAUCGAGACCUGAAGCCUCAGAACCUCCUCAUCAACGCUCAGGGAGAGAUCAAGCUCGCUGACUUUGGCCUAGCAAGAGCCUUCGGAGUACCAGUCCGCACAUACACACACGAGGUGGUAACACUUUGGUACAGGGCACCAGAAAUCCUCCUUGGCUGCAAAUACUACUCUACAGCUGUUGACAUUUGGAGUCUUGGCUGCAUCUUUGCAGAAAUGAUCACCAGGAGGGCGCUAUUCCCCGGCGACUCGGAGAUCGACCAGUUAUUCCGAAUCUUCCGCACCUUGGGAACACCUGAUGAAACCAUCUGGCCUGGAGUGACAUCACUGCCUGACUACAAACCAUCUUUCCCAAAGUGGGCCAGACAGGAUUUAUCCAAAGUGGUUCCUCUUCUUGAUGAGGAUGGAAGGGAAUUGCUCGCCGAAAUGCUCAACUAUGAUCCAAACAAAAGGUUAUCUGCAAAAAAUGCCCUUGUGCAUCGGUUCUUCCGUGACGUCACCAUGCCAAUCCCUCACCUGAGACUCUGAGUCAAGCCAAACAUCAGGCCAUUUUCAUGCCAAAUGUAUGUAAGCAAAGGACCCCAGCUGCCAUUCAGGGUCACACAUGGAGCAGUGGACACUACAGGACAUGUUGGAUCUUUAAAUGGAUAUUUGAUAACACUGAAAAUUAGCUUUCUAUCAAAAAAAGAAAAAGGCUUGUUCUUUCCAGCUAUUUUUGGUGUACUUAUGAACAUCUAACUAAUUUUCAUAUUCACAAGUUUGCAUAUUAUGUGCAGCUGCCAUUUUUGAUGUAAAUGUUAUUUGUUAUUCCGAUGGUGCUUUGACCAAGUGUAGGUCAGGAUACUCUAGUCACAUACCAUUAAUUUACUCAAAUAGCCCAGAAGUUAGAAUAAAAUAUUAUACCUUUGUGGGAUAGUGCAAAAAAAAAAAAAGUCAAAUGCUUU
Solea senegalensis (Senegalese sole) is the source of this 1850-nucleotide messenger RNA. RefSeq names its product cyclin-dependent kinase 2 (gene cdk2). The transcript is spliced from 7 exons. Gene Ontology annotation, molecular function: cyclin binding; cyclin-dependent protein serine/threonine kinase activity; ATP binding. Gene Ontology annotation, biological process: regulation of gene expression; signal transduction; G1/S transition of mitotic cell cycle. NCBI's taxonomy places the organism in Eukaryota, Metazoa, Chordata, Actinopteri, Pleuronectiformes, Soleidae. The record is from RefSeq and is a predicted model, not a curated record. The coding region runs from base 538 to 1434 and encodes 298 amino acids. Gene Ontology annotation, cellular component: nucleus; cyclin-dependent protein kinase holoenzyme complex; cytoplasm.